UUUUAACGGUAUAUUGGCAUGUAUUCGAAAUUGAAAAUAAUAGAGGUAAUUUACAAACGCCUACUGGUGUUAUUUUGUUCCGUGUCAUUGGUUAGUGGCAAUGAUUACAAAAAUAUGUCAGAUUUUUAAAUUUUCAAUUCCUACUACAUACAAAACAUGUUUGUUUUUGCAAGUGAAGGUCCAGAAAUGAAAUCAAAUAGUUUGUCUAAUUCGCAGUUUUCAGUGUUGAAACAAAAUGUUCUCAUGUCAGACCAAACUCAGUGACAGUGUGCCGACAUCCGGGAAAAUUUUAGGCAUUUAACAAUGUUUGAUCCCUAAAUUCUAGUAAAAUGUAGCCUUAAUUAAAUUGAAAUCAAAAUUUUAGUGUAAUAUUUUUUUCAGUUUAUAAACCUACAAAUAAAUGCUAGUUUAUCGGUGGUUGUAAUAUAUUUUUAAUGUCCGGCUGCCGUGUCACAGUGACAUGUGGUGUGCUUUCGUACAAUUUAAUUGUGGAUAAAUUGUCUUAAUAAAGGCCAAGAUUACUGUGAAACUGAGCCAAUUGAUUGCGCAUAUGGCGUACAUUUAAAUAUAAAAUUCGUAAUACUGCCCACGGAACCAAGGUAACAGUUGAUUUGGAAUAUAACCAAGGAUGGUGCACCUAGUGGCGAUGGAAAUGCUGCCCGAGGAGCGGGACCGCAAGUACUACCAGGAGCGGUACACGUGCUGUCCGCCGCCGCUCUUUAUCAUCUGCGUUACGCUGCUAGAGUUGGGCGUAUUCGCGUGGUAUGCAUGGGGCUCAGGCGGCGUGGCGGCGGCCGCGGGGCCCGUGCCGGUGGACUCGCCGCUCGUGUACCGGCCGGACCGCCGCCGCGAGCUCUGGCGCUUCCUCACUUACAGCGUGGUGCACGCCGGGUGGCUUCAUCUGGCCUUCAACCUCCUCGUACAACUAGCGGUGGGCCUACCUCUAGAGAUGGUUCAUGGAGCAAUCCGGUGCGCCGCGGUGUACCUGGCGGGGGUGUUGGGCGGGUCGCUGGCCGCGUCGGUACUGGACCCCGACGUGUGCCUGGCGGGCGCCUCGGGCGGUGUGUACGCGCUCCUAGCCGCACACUUGGCCAACGCGCUCCUCAACUUCCACGCCAUGCGCUACGGCGCCGUGCGGCUUGUGGCCGCGCUCGCAGUUGCCUCCUGUGACGUUGGCUUUGCUGUUCACGCCAGAUAUACCAAGGAGGUGCCGCCGGUGUCGUACGCGGCGCACGUGGCGGGCGCGCUGGCGGGGCUGACCAUCGGGCUGCUGGUGCUGAAGCACGCGCAGCAGCGGCUGUGGGAGCGGCUGCUGUGGUGGGCGGCGCUGGGCGCGUACGCGGCGUGCACGCUGUUCGCCGUGCUGUACAACAUCUUCAGCGGGCCCGUGGACGAGCUGCACUACAUGCCGCCGGACCCGCCGCCCAUAGCCGGCUUCUGACCUGAUCGCGCGCUCACACCUCCCGACACUUCAUCUUAGGCUUUGUGUAAACUCGUCUCGACCCUCUCGAUGGGUUCGCUGACGCAACCAAAAGAUUCCACGCCUCGAGAAAACUUUAGUGAUAUGAUUUGAAUGAGGUUGCUUGUAGUCUCCUAUGAAUAAUCGAGUGCUGAGUGUUCCCGUUUGUUAUGUUUAGUUUGCACGUCAAACAUGUUUACAUCGAAGCCUAAACAGUAAGUUUAGGGAAACGGUGCGUCCCAACCACAAAACGCCUAGUCAAUUUCCUUAGUGUGAUUCGCUAUAAGUAGUAUUAAAAUCGAGGAGGUCUAUUGAUGUCCGAUAUAUUACAGAUAUGUUGCCUGUUUCGACGGCAUAUUGUUUACAAAAUUUAUUAAUGUUCGUACAAGAACUGUCCACGUUAUACUGUUUAAUAUACAGGGCCUCCUCGCGACACUUUUAUUGUUAAGUAGUGUUAAUUGUAUUGAAUAGGUGAACUAUUUUUGUACCUACUGUCAGCGUCCGUAGUGUAUAGGAUGAAGGCGUUACCGCGACACAUCACAUUAGUGUUCCCGAGUGGACCGGGCGGCGUCAUUACACGCAGUAUUUAUUAACAAGUAGCUUUUACAAACCGCCGAGCACUGAGUUGGUCACGUCGCCCGGCGUAGUUGUGCCCGACACACCAAAGAUUAGAAAUAAAAUGGCGUCCAUGCACGAAAGAUACAAAACUUUCCGUUUUCAUCUGUACUCCAAUCUGAUUUCGUACAAUUUUAACGCAAUGUUUGCUCAGAACGAAGGAAGUAUGCCUCAGUAGUUGAUUUCGUCUGAUUGAUUGUUAUGUAAGAAUAAAUUGCUCAAUUGCAUUGAUUAUAUUUUAAUCAGUAAUGAUUAUGCUCAAAAGUGAGUUUUUAUUUUAUUUUAUGGGAUCAAUUGAUUGCUAUUUUAAUUAUAUUAAUUUGUGUAAUGUGAAUUCGUCCAUUUCCAGUGUAAUCAUUCGCAUUUUAUCUAUUUACUAAAAUGAAACUGUAACCGGUGUUUUUUCUACUUACUAGUAGGUAUAGUGUUAUUAAUAAUGUGCCUGAUUCCUAUUAUAAUAAAUUCGAUUGUAUACUUUAAUUCUAAUCAAAUGUCUCAAAAUGACUGAAUUUGUAUAAAUUAUUGCCGAGUGUUUUUCGUUUAAUUUAUUU
This is a messenger RNA of Manduca sexta (tobacco hornworm), 2625 nucleotides long. RefSeq names its product protein rhomboid (gene stet). The coding region runs from base 629 to 1441 and encodes 270 amino acids. Gene Ontology annotation, molecular function: serine-type endopeptidase activity. NCBI's taxonomy places the organism in Eukaryota, Metazoa, Arthropoda, Insecta, Lepidoptera, Sphingidae. Gene Ontology annotation, cellular component: membrane. The record is from RefSeq and is a predicted model, not a curated record. The transcript has 5 exons.